Molecule: messenger RNA, 378 nt
Organism: Entrophospora candida
Lineage: Eukaryota; Fungi; Glomeromycota; Glomeromycetes; Entrophosporales; Entrophosporaceae
Source: the annotation of a GenBank genome assembly
AUGGAAGAUACAACGCUAACUUCGAAACUUAUGGUUGAUUUACUUUCAGAAAAUGUCCCUUUAAUUACUGAAGAGACAGAAUUUAAAUCUUCAAUUGGAAUAUCACCUUCAAAAAUUCCUGAUCCUAUCACAUACGCCGAUAAGAUUGGUAAUAAUUAUGAUUCAGCAAGAAAAUUACUCUUCACUACUAAAUCUUUAAAUACAUAUCACUACCAUCAACAGCCAUUGAUGGUUUUCAAUAAAAAUAAAGAUGAGAAUAAUAAAAGAAAACUUGAACACACUGAUAAUAAUCUUGAUAGCAAUAAUAAUAACAAUAGAUCAAGAAAAAAAUUAAUUUAUACCAAUAAAUCAUUAUUAAAUACAAAUAGGAGAUAUUAG